ACGGUUAGCAGUGACAUCCCAAAUUUGCGCAUUUUAUUCAGUUACUGAGCAGUUUUGCCGAUUAAAACCUUAAAUUUUUGUGUCUGCAAAGAUGUCGCUUAAUGUGCACACAUGAAAAGUUUUAGUUACGAGCUUCAAAAGCUGCCACUUUAGCUGUUAGCAUCAUUCACUGUAGGUCUCCAGCAUGGCGGGCAGACGGGCUCUGAAGGCCGUGCUCAUCGACCUCAGUGGAACUCUACAUGUAGAAGACACAGCGGUACCCGGGGCGCAGGACGCCCUGAACAGGUUGCGUCAGGCGUCUGUGGCUGUGAAGUUUGUGACCAACACAACAAAGGAGAGCAAGAGGAACCUACUGGAGCGACUGCAGCACCUCAACUUCAACCUCCAGGAAAAAGAGAUUUUCACUUCACUGAGCGCAGCGAGGAGUUUGUUAGAGCAGAAACAACACAGGCCGCUGCUGCUGGUGGAGGACAGCGCACUGGAAGACUUCACUGGUAUCGACACAUCAGAGCCAGAUGCUGUCGUCAUAGGACUCGCUCCCGAUCACUUCGACUACCAAACGCUCAACAAGGCUUUCAGAAUGAUUCUGGAUGGAGCUCCUCUCAUUGCCAUCCACAAGGCUCGGUACUACAAACGUAAGGAUGGCUUGGCCCUCGGCCCCGGGCCCUUCGUGACGGGACUUGAAUAUGCUACAGACUGUAAAGCCACUGUGGUGGGGAAGCCAGAGAAGACGUUUUUCACACAGGCUCUGUCUGAUUUAGGAUGUAGCCCAAAUGAAGCUGUCAUGAUAGGAGAUGACGCCAGAAACGAUGUGGGAGGGGCUCAGAAUGCAGGAAUGUUGGGAAUUCUGGUCAGAACGGGUAAAUACAGAGCAGGAGACGAGAAUAAAAUCAACCCCGCUCCCCACCUGACAUGUGACAGUUUCCCAGACGCUGUUGAACACAUCCUGAAGAACCUGCUAUAAGCUAGAACCAACAGAAUCACCUCCAGUUAUCACUGUUAAAGACUUUUCGCGUUAUAAAUAAUUUUCUUUCC
This is a messenger RNA of Acanthopagrus latus (yellowfin seabream), 1035 nucleotides long. RefSeq names its product haloacid dehalogenase-like hydrolase domain containing 2 (gene hdhd2). Gene Ontology annotation, molecular function: phosphatase activity. Gene Ontology annotation, biological process: dephosphorylation. Lineage: Eukaryota; Metazoa; Chordata; Actinopteri; Spariformes; Sparidae. Bases 185 to 964 code for a protein of 259 amino acids. The transcript is spliced from 9 exons. The record is from RefSeq and is a predicted model, not a curated record.